Molecule: messenger RNA, 1675 nt
Organism: Cladocopium goreaui
Lineage: Eukaryota; Dinophyceae; Suessiales; Symbiodiniaceae
Source: the annotation of a GenBank genome assembly
AUGACUGAUGAGGUGACUCCUCAGGGUUCACACCGCACCGUGCGCACCAAUCGCACCAAUGAGUUGAGUUUGGAGGUGAAGGCGCCGCGGCGCAUGGCCACCUUCCGUCGGGGGAUCUCCUUACAGAACCACUGGCGAUGGAUAUUUUCUUUCCUUGUAGUCAGCGUUAGCAUUGCCUUCCUGGUUUUGACGAUUUGCUUGGUCCCGUUUCCCAGCGAUCUUCUCCAGGCCAACCACAGCCCUUCGCAGCUCACGCCCUACGAUCACCUCAACAUGGCCAUCACGGUGACCCUCAUGCAGGUCACUGUCCCACCGGCCGUGGCCUUGAUCCUGCGCUACCAUACGGAGUGUCAGCGAGACUUGACCGUUCUGAUGGCUGCGACUUGGACCGGGGAGAUGACUUUAGCUGCCAAGCACUUGUUGCACUUCCAGGGCUUCGACAGGUAUGGCGUUGGAGUCCCAGCUGCUUUGGCUGGCCUGCUUUGGGUGGGCUUGAAGUUGGAACAUCUCUUGAUCAACGCCCUGGUGGACUUGGAGCAGGUCCUACCGCUGGACUUUCGCCUGCCACUCUUGAGAUUCGUACUGAGAAUAGAAAUGUUCACCGUGGUGCUGAUCGUGGUCAUCAUCGGGCUUGAUGAAAUUCUGGAUUCUCAGUUUCUGCGAAUCUCCGGCAGCUUUUGCUGUUGGAUGUAUCUCUGCUUGGGGAUCUACUUUUACUUCAUCUUGCGCACUGGUCUCAACUUUCUCGUUGCCGAAGUGGAUCGUGCGCGGGGGCGCCAAGAUGGUUUGGCGAAUCCGGACGUGAUGGCGGCGAUUUACAAGAUCCGAACGUAUCGCAGGACUUUGGGCCUUUGUAGUCUGACACGGCUGCUGAUUUUGGUGCACAGCAUGCUCUUCAGCGGCUAUCUGUGGCCCAUCCCCGACGAUAUGGUGAAGAGAGUGCACGAGAGUCUUGGGAACAGUUUUUUCACUUUCGUCUUGACGGAUUCGUCGUUGGCCUGCAACCUCUGGUUUGUGAGUUUGAUUGUCGGCAUCACGUACAUCAUGGGAUUUUCUUCUCUCUUUGCCACACACCAAAGGCACGAGGAGGAACAAGCGCGGAUCCGCAAACGCGGGGAGCGACAGAGGACCUAUCUGCCUGCCAUGGACGAGGGCUGGCAACAGAAGGUCGAAGAUUUGGCCAAAAGAGCUCUGAGUCUCGAGGCCUUACUGAAUUUUUACAGCGGUCUGGGACGUGACUACAUGCAUCACUUCGAUUCGCAUCGACAUACCACAGAUGACGUGGUCCGACAAGCGAUCAUCCCUCUGAGCGCCCCACAUCAGUCGGACAUGUCCAAGAUCUUAAUGCAGGGCCGACGCAAGCGGCCCAACGCCAUGGUCACCCACACCUGGCACUCGCGCUUCCGUGACCUCGUGGCUUCGGUGGUGGCGGAGGCCUUGCAGGAUUCCAACUAUGCGCGCAUCGCUGUGCUGCUGGACAGUGACAUCGACUUGGUGAAGGGCUGGCUCCGGAGAACGGGUGAUCUCCAGAGCAUGUAUUGGAUUUGCGCCUUCUGCGUGAAUCAACAUAGCAGCAUUUGCCAGCCUUCAUUUCCACUCCGUGAUUCUGUGACAGGUGCAGAGGUGAAGGCUUGCGACUGUAGCUGCCCGAAGUAUUUGAACAUGGACCCUCCAU